Messenger RNA from Vicia villosa (hairy vetch), 1178 nucleotides. Its product is annotated as enoyl-CoA delta isomerase 2, peroxisomal-like. The transcript has a single exon. Lineage: Eukaryota; Viridiplantae; Streptophyta; Magnoliopsida; Fabales; Fabaceae. Gene Ontology annotation, biological process: fatty acid beta-oxidation. The record is from RefSeq and is a predicted model, not a curated record. Bases 92 to 808 code for a protein of 238 amino acids. Gene Ontology annotation, molecular function: enoyl-CoA hydratase activity; delta(3)-delta(2)-enoyl-CoA isomerase activity. Gene Ontology annotation, cellular component: peroxisome.
UAUUUAUUCAUUUGGUGAUUACUAAACAACAAAAGAAAAUAUUUGAAUUUGAUUAGAAUUGUGGUGGAAUGAAUAAGUGAUUAAUAAAAAAAUGUGGACUCUCGAGAAGCGUGACAACUUAUGGCUCCUGACUCUCACCGGCGACGACCAAAACCGCCUCAAUCCAACUCUAAUUGACUCCCUUCUCUCAACCCUAACAAAUCUCGCCACUCAAUCCACUCCCGGCUCUGUUCUCAUCACCACCGCCAAAGGCAAAUUCUUCUCCAACGGCUUCGACUUACAAUAUGCUCGCGCCGCCGGCUCCAAGUCCGCCGCAAUGAACCGCCUUAGUUCCAUGGUCAAAUCCUUCAAACCCGUAGCGGCGGCGCUGAUAUCUCUUCCUAUGCCAACCAUCGCCGCCGUCAACGGCCACGCCUCCGGCGUCGGGUUCCUGCUUGCGAUCUGCCAUGAUUAUGUCUUGAUGAGGAGUGAUCAAGGCGUGUUGUACAUGCCGGAGGUGAAUCUCGCGCUGCCGAUGCCGGAUUACUUCGCUGCCGUGAUUAGAGAUAAGAUCAAGAAGCCGGCGGUGCUGCGUGAUGUGUUGUUGGCCGGUGUGAAGGUUAAGGGGAAAGAGGCGGUUGAGAUGGGGAUUGUUGAUUCGGCGCAUGAUAGUGCGGAGAGUACGGUAGAGGCUGCUGUGCGCCUGGGGGAGCAAUUGGCGCAGAAGAAAUGGGUUGGUGAAGUGUAUGCUGAGAUAAGGAAGAGUUUGUAUCCUGAUGCGUGUAAGGUUUUGGGUUUGACUCCGAAAUCACUCAUAUCUAAGAUUUGAAUUGAAUUUCAGAUUUCAAUUUUAUGCCAUUUUAGUAAGGGAUUUAAUUGAAUUCUUUAAGAUUAUGUUAUAAUGCAUGUGAUGUGAGUUUGAAGAUUGUGUUAAUGCAAUCAUUGGAUUCAGAAUAAGUUUGACCAAAUAAAUAGAGGUCCUAUUUAUUUAGGUUUAACAGUGACAAAUAUUUUAUGAGACUCGGUUUAACCGUGAUAAAUUCUGGGUCAUGUGUGGUAGUCUGCCUCUGCAUCCUUGAUUUAGGGAAAUCGAAAGAUGCGAUUAGUGGUUGGUUGAAAGAAACUAUAGAAUAACUAUUUAUGCAAAUUAUACCAUCUACAAGUCAUAAGGUGAAUCAUAUAAAUAAUUGUGCAUUGAA